Messenger RNA from Microthlaspi erraticum, 936 nucleotides. Lineage: Eukaryota; Viridiplantae; Streptophyta; Magnoliopsida; Brassicales; Brassicaceae. The record is from the annotation of a GenBank genome assembly.
AUGAAUCAGAAUGAAGGCGAUGCCCUUGUAGAUUCCUUCAAUGCAAAGUUAGAAUCUUUGUCUUCUCUUUCAAACCAAUCUUGUAUCUACAAAGUACCUAAUAAGCUCCGUAGGCUAAAUCCUGAUGCAUAUUCGCCUCGUCUCGUGUCCUUUGGCCCGUUUCAUCGAGGAAAAGAAGAGCUUCAAGCCAUGGAAGAGCAUAAAUACAGGUACUUGCAUAGCUUUCUCCCUAGAACAAUCUUUAGUUUACAAGAUCUUGUCAGAGUUGCAAGAACGUGGGAAGAGAAUACUCGGAACUGUUACGCUGAAUAUGUGAGACUUAACGUCGAUGAGUUUGUGGAGAUGUUAGUUUUAGAUGCAAGCUUCUUGGUUGAGCUUCUUCUGAGUUUUGCUGAUGGAGUACUCAAGAUUCCUACCAUUAUCAUCGACGACCUCACUGAAUAUCUCUACAGAGACAUAAUUGUGUUUGAACACUGUCAUUGCUCAAACAAGAACUUCCUCCACUACACAAGGUUGCUCAGUUGCUUCAUCAAAUCCCCUGCAGAUGCUGACUUACUCAUCCGCAAUGGGAUCCUCGUGAACGAUCUCGGGAAUGCAAAAGAUGUUUCGAAGCUGUUCAAUAGCAUUUGCAAAGAGGUGAUAUACGAUCUCGGGAAUGCAAAAGAUGUUUCGAAGCUGUUCAAUAGCAUUUGCAAAGAGGUGAUAUACGAUCUCGGGAAUGCAAAAGAUGUUUCGAAGCUUUUCAAUAGCAUUUGCAAAGAGGUGAUAUUUGGUAGAAGGUUUUACUUUCUGAGACUCUGUUUAUCUAUAUAUUUAAUUAUUUAUUACAGACAAUACGAAGAGAUUUGUGCACCGCGGUUGGAGGAGUUUUGCUUCAUGAUGAUCAAUGGUACAUGGGACUGGAUCAUGGAGACAGAUCAGCCGUCGAUCUGCUAA